This is a messenger RNA of Daldinia caldariorum, 2027 nucleotides long. Its product is annotated as dynamin family protein. NCBI's taxonomy places the organism in Eukaryota, Fungi, Ascomycota, Sordariomycetes, Xylariales, Hypoxylaceae. The record is from RefSeq and is a predicted model, not a curated record. The transcript is spliced from 4 exons. Gene Ontology annotation, cellular component: cytoplasm; microtubule; membrane. Gene Ontology annotation, molecular function: GTPase activity; GTP binding; microtubule binding. The coding region runs from base 1 to 2013 and encodes 670 amino acids.
AUGGUGCUCUCUUUCAACGCAGAGACCCUGAAUGGGCUCUGCUCUGAGGAUCAGCUCGAGUUGCUAGACUCUGUGGACCAUUUGCGUCUUCAAGGAAUUGAUCACUACAUCUCACUGCCUCAGAUAAUUGUUUGCGGCGACCAAUCUUCCGGCAAGAGUUCUGUCUUGGAAGCCAUCUCGGGAGUUCCUUUUCCCAUCAAGAGCAAUCUUUGCACUUGUUUCCCCACAGAACUUGUUCUUCGACGCGCAGAAACUACUGGAGUUACUGUUUCUAUUGUCCCUGAGGGGUUCCCCGAUCUAGUUGAAAAGGCCAAAGUGGCCAUGGGGAUCUCGUCUUCGGGGAAGGCCUUUUCAACUGAUAGACUCCGGGUCGAGAUUACGGGCCCAGACCGCCCUCAUCUAACCAUUAUCGACAUGCCGGGUCUUAUCCAUUCAGGUACUACCCCUGAGAGCAUCGCUGAUGUCAAACUGGUCCGACAAGUCGUUGAAAACUACAUGAGACAACCGAGGAGCAUCAUCCUAGCGGUUGUGUCCGCUAAGAAUGACUUUGCGAAUCAAGUAAUAUUGAACUUGGCUCAGGAGGUUGAUAAGACAGGCAGCCGCACGAUUGGCGUUAUCACGAAACCCGACACUUUAGUACCUGGAUCGGGCAGCGAGUCUCUCUAUAUCUCACUCGCUAAGAAUGGCCAGGUUAACUUUGACCUCGGCUGGCACGUUCUUAAGAACCUUGACUCAGAAACGCAGAAGGGAUCCUCUCUCCUCAGCCAGCGCAACGCAGAAGAGGCGCGAUUCUUUUCUAAGGGCGUUUGGAAGGAUCUCUCGCCGUCGAUGUUAGGUAUCAACGAGCUCAGGAAGAAGCUCAGCAACAUUUUGUUGCGUCAAAUUGCUCUCGAGCUUCCGAGUCUGGUCAAAGAGAUUGAUGUCAAGCUGAAGAGUUCCCGCGAGCAGCUUGAGGAACUUGGAGAACCACGACGUACUCUCGACCAACAGCGACUACGACUUUUGCAGAUUAGCCAGGAUUUCCAGUCGAUCGUUGAACGUUCCAUUAGCGGAACGUACAAUGACAAAUUCCUCGACAACGCUGAUACAGUUCGAGGAUAUCGUCAACGCAUCCGCGCGGUAGUGCAGAACCUGAACCGUGAAUUUGCAAAAGAGCUCACUAUACGUGGUCAUAAGCGCGAGAUUGUGACAGGAACAUCUCAAGAUCGCCAUGGUCUAGAGCUUAUCACCAAGGAUAAGUUCCUUACACACAUCCAGACAGUUAUGGAAAGAACUCGGGGACGGGAACUUCCUGGAAUCUUCAGUCCCAUGGUUGUCUCUGACCUAUUCCACCAACAAUCCUCUCUAUGGGAAAAAAUCGCACAGGAUCACGUUGCGAAAUCUUGGGGCGCGGUAAAGUCAUUCAUCCAGGAAGUCGUCAUUUAUGUCGCGGACGCGAAAAUCGGAAAGUCUCUCCUCGACAAAGUGUGCGAGUCCGCCCUUGACGGCCUUCUUGCGCAAGCUAAAAUAAAGACUUCCGAGCUGCUGAAUUCGCACCGCCAAAUCCAUCCGAUUACUUACAACCAGGAGGAUGACUUCAGCCGAAUCUUGAUGGAAUUCUUUUCCGUGUCAUCUCUAGAAGAGUCGACGUAUCUGCAAUCACGACAUUACAAGCUCAACACACUCUUAGAUAGACUAAUCAAGAAAGAGCCCGAUGUUGAACGCCUUGCUGCAGCCGAGGCUCUUGAUCGCAUGAUUGCUUAUUACAAUAUUGCGUUGAAGCGAUUCACCGACAGCAUCGCCACCGAAGUUAUCGAGCAGAAACUGCUCGCAGCUCUUGAAAACAUCCUCUCUCCGGUAGCUGUCUUCAGCAUGUCUCCAGAUCUGGUAGAGCGCAUCGCUGGCGAGUCCCGAGAGAGUCGGGUGAUGCGAGAGGAGCUUAACAAGAAGAUCGAUGUCCUUCAGAAAGGAUCGGAUACAUGCAAGCGCUUUAUCGAUUCAAAGCUAAGCGGUAAGACUACAUUCCACUUCUAAGCUAUAAGGCAUAU